Manis pentadactyla (Chinese pangolin) is the source of this 4175-nucleotide messenger RNA. RefSeq names its product isoprenylcysteine carboxyl methyltransferase (gene ICMT). NCBI's taxonomy places the organism in Eukaryota, Metazoa, Chordata, Mammalia, Pholidota, Manidae. The record is from RefSeq and is a predicted model, not a curated record. The transcript has 5 exons. The coding region runs from base 83 to 937 and encodes 284 amino acids. Gene Ontology annotation, cellular component: endoplasmic reticulum; membrane. Gene Ontology annotation, molecular function: protein C-terminal S-isoprenylcysteine carboxyl O-methyltransferase activity. Gene Ontology annotation, biological process: C-terminal protein methylation.
GUCGGCGGCACUGUGCGCAGGCGCGGCGGGCGGGUUUCCCGGGGCUACGGAGGCACCGCCUGCUCGUCCGCUGCCCUGCGCCAUGGCGGGCUGCACGGCGCGCGCUCCCCCGGGCUCCGAGGCGCGCCUCAGCCUCGCCACCUUCCUGCUGGGCGCCUCGGUGCUCGCGCUGCCGCUGCUCACGCGCGCCGGCCUGCAGGGCCGCACCGGGCUGGCGCUCUACGUGGCCGGACUCAACGCCCUGCUGCUGCUGGUUUACCGGCCGCCGCGGUACCAGAUAGCCAUCCGAGCCUGUUUCCUUGGCUUUGUGUUUGGCUGCGGCAUGCUGCUAAGUUUUAGCCAGUCUUCUUGGAAUCACUUUGGCUGGUACAUGUGCUCCCUAUCAUUAUUCCACUAUUCUGAGUACUUAGUCACAGCAGUCAAUAAUCCCAAAAGUCUGUCCUUGGACUCCUUUCUCCUGAAUCACAGUCUGGAGUAUACAGUAGCCGCUCUUUCCUCUUGGCUAGAGUUCACACUUGAAAAUAUCUUUUGGCCAGAAUUGAAGCAGAUCACCUGGCUCAGUGCCACAGGGCUGCUAAUGGUAGUCUUUGGAGAAUGUCUGAGGAAAGCAGCGAUGUUCACAGCGGGUUCCAAUUUCAACCACGUGGUGCAGAAUGAAAAAUCAGAAACCCAUACUCUGGUGACAAGUGGAGUAUAUGCUUGGUUCCGGCAUCCUUCCUACGUUGGGUGGUUUUACUGGAGUAUUGGAACCCAGGUGAUGCUGUGCAAUCCCAUCUGUGGCGUCGGCUAUGCUCUGACAGUGUGGCGCUUCUUCCGGGAUCGAACAGAAGAGGAGGAAAUCUCCUUAAUUCACUUUUUUGGAGAGGAGUACCUGGAGUAUAAGAAGCGAGUACCCACAGGCCUGCCUUUUAUAAAGGGGGUCAAGAUGGAGCUAUGACGUGCCAGGGGCUGGCAGGCUGGGCCGAGGGGCCGCCCACUCCAUGCAUCCCGGGACAGAACUUUCUCUGGUUGGCCACUCUGCAGAAUGGAUUUUCCUAAUCAUUUUAUAUGUCACCAAUAAUUCUACUGGAAAAUCACUCAAGACCGAAUGGUCAGAAGCCUUAGGACCAAAAGACCCUACCCUGGAGCAUCCGUUCUUGGGCUGAAUCAAGGUACGGUGCAGAUAAAAGAUGGACAAGGAGCAAAUAACAGCAAUAUUCAACAGUGCCCCUGUGGAAGUGCCCCAGUGAACCUGGGCUAUGUGCCACCCCGACAAGGCCACAGUGUAUUUAGGUUGUAGCCAAGACCUGUUGGGAGAGGGGACUGACUCAUUACACCGGGUAGGGCUUCUUCAGUGGGAUGGGGGUGUGGGCACCUGUGCUUCCUAGUGUUAGAAGUGCAUUCAGAAUCUUUAAACAAGACACAGACUGCACAGCUUUGACCUUACUCCUGUCCUCCAGUGCAUGAGCAUCUGCACAAGGUUAAUGAUGCUUCUUUAUAAGCACUUUCGCUUCUCAUAGAUUUAAUCCUACUUACAUAUCUAUUUUUUAUAAAUAGCAGUAUAACUUCAAAGGUGACUCACUUGGUGUUUAAAGCCACAACUUUUAUUUGGCAGAAAGGCAGCAUGGAGACCUCCAGACAAUUUGGCUGAUACCAGAGCACCCCAGGCCAGGGAGGCUGGGCCCCUGUGCCUUUCCCCAGGUCCUGGCUCUGCUCUUCUCCCAGGAGGGGGCUGUUAUCAGUGCCAGGCAUGUCAAAGAUGUGUCAUUUUUCCUUUAUCCAAGAAAUGCUUCCUGAACACCUGCUCUGCAAGGCACUGUUAAAUGUUGAGAAAUACUGCUCUCCAUUUAUUUGGGAUUGAUUUUAUUUUACCAUACCUUUUAUUUUUGUGUUUCAAUUUAAAUCUAUUAUCUAUUGAUUCCUAUGUUCUGUUCUCAAAAUUCCACCAUCCCUAAUGCCAUUUUAAACUAUCUUUUCCAAAGGGGUUUAAACAUAUACAACUACAAAAUUCAAGCAAGUUGACUCAUAAAAGUCUUAAAUAGAGCAACUGAUCCCAAUGGACAUUUAGUCAGUAUUUUUGUUUUUCAAGUUUGGGAAGAACGGUUGGCUUUAUGAGUUGAACAUGAGCUUUAUGACUCUUGUUUAAUUCUGGACCAGAUAGGAACUUGGUCUCUGUGUGAAAUCCAUGCAGUUCUGUGGUGGCGCUAAGGAAGCGUGAGUGUGAAGGCAGUGGUGGCCCCUGGCCAGAGCACUGCUCUGCCACCACACCAUGCCAUGUCAUGUCACACCACAUGGCUUUCCAGGAGCCACUUAACCUUUCUGUGCCUAGACCGCCCCAUAUGUAGAAUGGGGUCAAUACCACCUACCUCACAGGUGUGAAGACUUAGGGGAACAAUGUCAAAUUUUUUAAUACUUAGAUGACAUAAAUGAAAUAUACACUGUAUAAGAGUUAUGCAAAAAUGGUCAUUUGGUUAACUGUAUCAGAUACCAGAAAUGUGUGUUCAAAGAGCAUUUUACCAACUCAGAAAUAUUACUUAUUUCUAGAUUUCAUGGCCUGAUUAACUUUUCCGUUGUUAUAUAUACCAAAGAGGUUUGUGGGUGUGUUGAUUGCCGGUGUGACCCCGGCUGGUGUGAGGAGUGGCUGACUGGCCCGCCGGCUCUCACAGAACUGCUUCAGGAACUCUCUGCAGAGGGUUCCUCCAGCAUCAGCGCUCCCCGGUGGGACGUGAGCACGCACUCACUCCGGGAGCCUGAGUCGGAUCAGUUCUAAACCUGUUCUGCAGACCACGCUUAGCGAAGUGACGCCACCUAGUAGGGGCGUGAACUGGAGAAACUGGAGGAAGGUAGAGCUGGGGUUUUGGCAGACACCCCCAGCUCUUUGAGGGGAAUGUUCUUUCUUGCUGUAUCUAGCGGGACUGGACCCACCGGGGGCUCUGAAGUUGUCUUCUUAGUAGAUGGAGAGCAGCUAAUGACAGUCCCUGGCUUUGGGGACAGUAAGACCCAAGGCAUUGGCAUUUGCUGACCCGUACUUCCUCUGCCUGCCGGAGUUCAGAAAGCCCAAAGCCCACCCUUCUGCCAGGCCUUCAAGCUCAGAUGGUAGGCCUCAGUGUUUCUCAGUAAGAGGCUGCCAUAUACCAUUGGGGGCUUGACAUGUUCUCACUUCAAAGAGUGACUCCAUGGGCAGGAGUAGAGAACAUUCCCACCCUGGUUUGUAAUCCCAGGGCAGAAGUCAGCAAUUACUUAGGAAUAAGAAAUGAACUACUUAGAGGCAGGAUUUGGUAAGUGGUUGGCUUUCAUCUGGUAGUGAGGUCUUCAGAUUAUUUUUAACGUUAUAAAUUUAGCAGUGACAGUGUACACAGCAGAGAAUCAGGUUAAUGAGGUACAGGCUUUUUGGGUAUUCCCGAAAGCUUUUUGGGUAAAGGCCACAUCACCAGUUCCCUCAAAUUAAAGAAACUAUCAAGAGAUUUCUUUUUCCAUUACAGGUUUUAAAGUAAGAGAUUCUUAAAUGGAAAACAGGCACAGGACAGAACAAAGCUACUCUAAAGCAGAUAAAGUGAGACAUUUGAUGAGCGUUUGCGGAGUGGCACUUUACGGAAGAGAGGGCAAGUGGGGGGGAAGCCUGCAGAAGGCAGAGGCAGGGUACCCCUCUGCCCUUUGUUGGUGUGAACUGUUUCUCCAGCCAAAACAGUAAACUUUAUUAAUUCUUUCUAUUUAACACUCUGGGUGAUCGACAUGAGGAGGGAAACAGCCCCAAACCAAGCGCGCUGUGUGACUAGCUGAAGCUCCGCAGGGUGUCGGCCCCAGCUCGUCCUGGCAGCGGUCCCUCCGUAACAAGCUCAGGAAAGCCCUGUCGCUCCUCCACACUCCCUUACUGCCUUAGGCAGUUGUGCUCUCCCUGUGCGCAUCCUUCUGUAGGGACUUGGCACCUCCAGUGUGCUGGGAGAGGCUUGCUCUCUCUGCCCUGCUAUGAAAGCCUGGCGCCUUGUCCUGGGCUUGGCGGACCUGCCGUCAGGAGUGGCCCCACGUGCUUGCUUUGGAGGAAGCUGUCCUGUAGCUAGGAGAUGAACUUAAUGGAGUAAUUAUUCUACUCUUCUUUUUACAUGGGGAAAUGUUUAUUUAAAUAUUUUAAAUUUGGCUUUCUUUCACAGAUACUGAUUAUUCUUUCCAGUUCUUAAAUAAAACUGUACUUGAUUUCA